UCUUGCCUUAUACCUGACCACAUUAGCUCAUUAGACAUGACAUUACGUCAUCUUAUAACUUUAUAAUGCAAAAAGAAGUUUUGCAUAACUCUAAGAACAAUGAGGACUGGGAAUUCAAUUUGGGAUAAUAUCAUCAUUUUUAAAGCAUGGGCUUUAAUUAUAUGUAUAGCGAUUUCACACACACUAGAUGUUCAUAGUGCAACCGCAGACACUGUCAGCCGGAGUAAUAGCACAACAUCGAGCAACGAAACCAAUUCCCAGGAUAGUUUUAAUAUACCUUUUUCAUUUUUGAUGCCCGGAGAACCCUUAAAUGGGAGCAGAACUGAAUCACUCUUGUCGGACAGCACUGAAUCGCCAGAAUUGACGACGAAACAGAAACAAACAAGUCCAACGACAACGCCUUUUAAAGCACGCAAUGUAACCAUUGUAGGGAAUUCAGCGACUGACUUUGCGAAACAGGAAACGACUUCUAGCACCACUGCGCAACCGGAAGUUACAACAGACGGGACUAUUUAUAGUACAAUUACUACAGAUAUAGCACAACCAACAACAUCAUUAUCAAAAUCAGUGUCAACACAAAUUAACAGUGCGAGUGCAAUUUCAAAUUCUACUGUCGGGUCCAGGCAAACUACCAGUACUUCCGGUUUGACGUCUUUUUCAACAUUCGGAUUGGCGUCUUUUUCAACUGCUAGACUGAUAUCUUCAACUUCCGGAUUAGUGUCUGCCAAAAUUUCAGCCGUCACAAACAAACAAACAAUUACAAGUUCAAGGACAAAUCACACAACACAUUUAGCGAAUGUUAAUACAACAAUAAAUUCCACCGAUGAAUUUUAUAAUUCUACUGCAGAUCCUAGCAGACUAACGCGCACCUUUUCAGACGACUUUGAAUCACGUGAUUCGUUUUGGCCGAUAGCAUUGGCACUUACCAUUGGGAUACCAACAAUUGUUGUUCUUGCGGUAACAAUAACUGUCCUGUACAGACGAAGAAUAGCAAAGCCUAGGAGUUUACUGUCCAUGUAUGGUCAAGACUAUUUUCAGAACUAAUAUGAUACGUUUUAAACUAUAAGCAUCGCAAAUCAAAACUAGCGAAACAGACAACACCUUAAAUUAAAAACACGUUGAUCAUUCAGGUACUAUUGAGAUAAAAUCUCAGCUAUACCUUUUAAAAAUGGUGCAAUUUAUUUAAAAGUGAGAUAACAGUAGUAAUUGCUAAUAGGAAUGUAAAAUAUUCAUUUGAUACAAACAGUCUAACAUUGCUAUUCUUCAAAAUGCAGAGAAUGAUCAGGGUUUUUUUUUUCUUAAAAAAUAUUGCUGAAAACAUCACAUGUAAAAUCUCACACAUUUUAUUAAUUUAGGCGAGUCAAAUUGAGACAUGUCUCUUAUAUUUUGUUUGAAAGUGACAAUGAGAAAAUGCCUGGUGCAUUCUCCUCAUCGAGAUCAUCAUACGGUAUUGUACAUUUUUGACGUUGUAACAAAAAAAUGUAUCAUUGUACUAAAAUAUUAGCAGCGUUUCCUAUUCUGACCGUUUCCUGUUAGUUUCACAGAUGAAAACGUGUCUUACUCGGAGAAGAAAUUAGAAGGAGUGGCUUUCAUCGUCAUUUUUCAGACGUAUUUAAUUUACAGUUAAUUUUAUUGAGACUAUGGACAGAAUAAUGGAAAUAAAUUUGUUUAUUUUAAAGUAAUGCUUACGGUAUACAGUAUAUGCAUAUUAAUUCAUAUUACACUAAACUAUAAUUUGAUUGUAAUAUCAUGUUUAUUGUUUAAAAAUAAAGAUGUCUGACAUUUCAAAUCCACAGUA
Messenger RNA from Mercenaria mercenaria, 1798 nucleotides. RefSeq lists its product as uncharacterized. The transcript is spliced from 2 exons. The record is from RefSeq and is a predicted model, not a curated record. Lineage: Eukaryota; Metazoa; Mollusca; Bivalvia; Venerida; Veneridae. Bases 100 to 1044 code for a protein of 314 amino acids.